Molecule: messenger RNA, 1013 nt
Organism: Cryptococcus deneoformans JEC21
Lineage: Eukaryota; Fungi; Basidiomycota; Tremellomycetes; Tremellales; Cryptococcaceae
Product: expressed protein
Exons: 6
Coding region: 40-828 (262 amino acids)
Source: RefSeq, a predicted model, not a curated record
UAUAUAUUGCAUGCAUCUGGUCCGGCCGACGACGGAUGCAUGCCUCCUUCAGUUAUAUUAGACUGUUACCAGCAUUCUUAUUUUGACUUCCCGCACUACCUUGCGAAGAACAACUAUAGAUUGUACAUGAUGCUGCUCGGCACCUUGGCGCACCUAGCGCUCACCAUUACUUGCGGUUACAGUCUCACAGUACCUCAGGCUCAUCGAGAAACCCUUGAAGAAGCAGCCGUCAACACAAAGAAGCUCAUCGAAGAUGUUACUGUGGGAACUAUGUCCAGCGUCUUUCCCAAUGGAACUGAUAACGGUGGACGACCCUUUGCUAUGAUGGAGUACCAUGCUCCAUGUCAUCCGCCGCCAUCACUCACAUUUCUCCUGCUCCCUAUUUCGCUCUCUACUCACAAUAUCAUGGCUUCAAGCUCUCAUUACGCUAGUUACUCUGUGGCGAUGCCGCAUAAGGAUGAGUGGUCCCCCAUGAGUUUAUCUCGAGUGGCUUUCAUUGGAAAUAUGACUUUCCUUCCAGAUAUCUCCAAAGAAGAGAAGGCGGAGCUAGAGAAAUGCUACCUCAGUUACCACCCUGACGCCAAAUAUUGGCUUCCAGGGGCAUCAAAUUCUCCUCAUUCAUCUGUAUGGGCCAAACUAGAUGCGGACGACAUUUACUAUGUUGGAGGAUUCGGGGACACUCAUUAUAUUGGACACAUUCCUAUCGAUCUGUAUACCAAAGUCGGAGAAGCAGAUGAAGGUAACGGUCAGGGACAGAGCGAGCAAGUCCUUAGUGGUUACAGCGUUUUCAGGAACGGGGUAUCAUUGCUGUUGAAGAACAUCUUUUGAACUCGCGGAAUAAAGGGGAGAGAAGACUCUACAAUGCAAGUAGGAUACGAUGUCUCAAGAGUCACUUGUUUUUUCAAGCUCGGCACUUGUAUGUAGCGUGAUGAUCAUUGCAGGAUUGCCAGCCUGAGCUGCUGCUAACAGAAUUGUUGCGAUGGCGGAAAAUGGAAUAAGCUCGCUCUGCCGUU